GAAAUAGUUGACAUUGGGGGUUCUCUUCUUCUGUGGUGACAAGUAAGAAACAGAGAGUGAGAGAGGAGAGAGCAAUGCGUGCGAUAUCGCAGGAAGCAUUCGAAGAGGUGGUGAAGGAGAACAUAGACGACCUCGGAAUGGACCCCCAAGAGGCCCUUCAAGACGCCAUCGAAACCCUCACUCUCCAAGGCGUCGAUCUCUCAGGUAUCGUCACACGCCUUCCGGGAGACACCAACACUCACCCCGUCUUAGACUGCUUACACACCCUCAAACUGCUCCUCUCCGAAGAACCCCACUCGUUAAAUCAGAAUGAAUUAGCGGAAGCGUUCCAUGAACUCAACGACUUGUGUUCAAACGCAAAUGCAAAUGCAAAUUCAAAUGCAUCCAUUGCGACCAAAAACGGCGCCGUUCAAUUGACUUGUUCUCUCUGUUCAAAGAUUCCUCUUUCUGCCACUGGAUCACACCUUCCCCUCGUUUCCUCCUUAAACGCAUUGGCAUCUUUGCUUCACGAUGUUCAAAGCACGGGAACGUUUCAUAGCUGUGAUGGACCGAGGAUUGUGAUAGGGUUCCUGAUUGAUUACAAGCCAAACGUCGACGUUUUAAGUAGCGGCUUUCGCGUUGUGGCUUCCGCUGCGACUGGGGAUGAGAUUGUGAAGGAGGCGUUUAUGGAGUUGAAGGUUGACGAGCUCAUUAUGGAGAUAAUGUCCAUGCAUAAGAACAAGGGAAUCCAAAGUUUAUAUGAGGCUAUUCGUGUGCUUUUAACGCCUGACGACAGUCGAGUUGUGGCUUCUCAAGUAUAUGGUUAUGCACGGAAAUUUGCAAAGAUUGGAAUUGCAGAGGCCCUUGUGGAUUCUCUGCAUGCAGGGCUAAGCUCACCUGACCUAUUUUCAGCAUGCAUCACCUUAAAGGCCAUUGCUGUAAAUGAUGAAAUAUGUAAAUCCAUUGCAGAGAAAGGUGGUAUUGAUGCAGUACUCAGAUGUAUAGAUGACAGUGGUGAACAAGGCAACAAAGCUGUGGCCAAAGCUUGUUGCUCAUUACUUUCAAAGUUAGCAGGAAGUGACGUGAACAAGAGUGCAAUUGUUGGGAAAGGAGGUAUGGAUAAGCUAAUCAAACUUUCAGCCAGAUAUGCUGACGACCCUUCUGUUUUGCAAGAGAUUAUGUCUAUUAUUUCUGUGCUAUCUUUAAGAUCCCCAGAAAAUGCAGCCCGUGCCAUUGAAGCUGGUGCUGGUGACCUUGCUAUUCAAGCCAUGCAGAAAUUUCCUACAGCACACCAAAUGCAAAGAAAUUCCUGUCUUAUGAUCAGAAAUCUAGCAGUGAGAAAUCCAGAGAACAGAACUAUUUUGCUUAAUAAUGGAAUUGAGAAAUGCAUAAGGAAAGCAAAACAAACGCAUACCAACUGUAAGGAUGCUGCUACAGAUGCGCUGAGGGAUUUGGGACUUGAUAAUUACAACUUGUAGUUGAUGAUUUUUUUACAAUGCAACACCUAUCAAUAUUCUUGUUUCUGAAAAAAAAAAAGUGAGUGUAUGAUUGCAUAUUUUAAUCGGCUCUGUUCCCUCCAAGAAUAUUGGAUAUGCUGAGUUCAUUGUAUAAAUUAAGGCUAAACCGAAAAUUAUAUUUGCUUUUCUAUAU
Abrus precatorius (Indian licorice) is the source of this 1629-nucleotide messenger RNA. Its product is annotated as armadillo repeat-containing protein 6. Lineage: Eukaryota; Viridiplantae; Streptophyta; Magnoliopsida; Fabales; Fabaceae. The record is from RefSeq and is a predicted model, not a curated record. The transcript has 8 exons. Gene Ontology annotation, molecular function: protein binding. Bases 75 to 1457 code for a protein of 460 amino acids.